This is a messenger RNA of Exophiala aquamarina CBS 119918, 726 nucleotides long. RefSeq lists its product as uncharacterized. The record is from RefSeq and is a predicted model, not a curated record. NCBI's taxonomy places the organism in Eukaryota, Fungi, Ascomycota, Eurotiomycetes, Chaetothyriales, Herpotrichiellaceae. Gene Ontology annotation, molecular function: fatty acid synthase activity. Bases 1 to 726 code for a protein of 241 amino acids. The transcript has 2 exons. Gene Ontology annotation, biological process: secondary metabolite biosynthetic process; fatty acid biosynthetic process.
AUGGACCCAACUGCUCGAAUGCUUCUAGAAGUCACAUAUGAAGCUCUCGAGAACGCUGGACUGCCUGUGGACGAUCUCAUUGGAAGCAAUACCAGCUGUUACGUCGGAUGGUUUACUCGUGAUUUUCAUGAGAUGCUCAUGCCUUGCUCUUCAAACCUCGUCGGCCUUCACCUUGCGUGUCAAGGGCUGAGAUCAGGCGAGUCCAAAAUUGCAAUUGUGAGCGGAGCAAACCUGAUUCUAAGUCCUGAUCUGGCGAUUUUCCUGUCAAAUCUCCAUAUGUUGUCCAAGGAAGGUCUUUCGAGAUCUUUCGCAGAUGGUACGACCGGUUAUCGCCGAGGCGAAGGAAUUGCAACAGUGAUCCUUAAGCCCCUUAAGGAUGCGAUACGAGACCAGGACAACAUUCGUGCAGUGAUCAGAGGAACAGGUGUCAACCAAGGUGGCCACACCACGGGUAUUACAUUGCCAAAUAGCGAUGCCCAAUCAGAGCUGAUAAAAUCAACGUACCGUACAGCAGGGCUAGACUUCUCUGACACUGGUUACUUUGAGGCUCCCGAUACCAGAACAGCCGCUGGAGACCCCUUGGAACUGGCUGCUGUCGCUAACAAUCUCGGAUCAGUACAACGGCCCGGAAACAGUCUUCUUGUAGGCUCAGUCAAGUCCAACAUUGGCCACCUUGGAGGUGCAGCAGGCUUGGCAGGUGUGAUUAAAUGUAUACUCAUGGCUUGA